UGGUUCCAACCGGAAAAGAGAAUGUGGCGCGCGAUAGGGGCUGUUGUUGCUUAAACUAUACAGUUAGUGAAUUUUAAAGUCUGUACUCCAAAUGAUAAAGUCAAGCUGUUUUAAAAUAAAAAAGCAAAGUAAGAAGACGGACUUAAUUAUUUGUCAUUGAGAAGAAACAGGAAUUACUUUCUAGCCAUAAUGCCUCGGAGAAAGAGACCUGCCGGGAGCAGCUCAGACGGGACCGCAGACUCGGACGACUCCACAGAGCAGGAGAAGACCGACAGCUCACACAGUGACGCGAAUCCUCGCAGUAAUGCACGCUUGACCAGAGCUUCUGUCCGCCUCAGUCAGAGCUCUCAAGACGUCCCAGCAGACGUGAAGCAAGUCGUAGAGAGAGACGAGUCGCCACCCAGGACUCCGACAGGCAACGCUCCUUCAUCCGAGUCAGACAUCGACAUCUCCAGUCCCAACGCGUCCCACGAUGAAGGCGCAGCCAAGGACCAGAAAGACUCAGGCAGCGAUCCCUCUCAUCGGCCAAAGCGCCGCCGCUUCCACGAGAGCUAUAACUUUAACAUGAAGUGCCCCACACCUGGCUGCAACUCUCUGGGACAUUUAACUGGAAAACAUGAAAGACACUUCUCCAUAUCCGGCUGUCCUCUUUACCAUAACCUAUCAGCUGACGAGUGCAAGGUGAAGGCUACUGAGCGGGAAAAACAAGAAGAGGAAAGAAGCCAAACUCAGAAUGAGGACACCAGACAUGCAACACGUCACCAGACCACAUUUUGUUCAUCAUUUGUCUCGUCUUCAUCCGCUUAUCUGGGGCCGGGUCGCGGAGGCAGCAGUCUGAGCAUGGAAGCCCAAACUUCCCUUUCCCCAGACACCUCAACCAGCUCCUCGGGAAGAACACCGAGGCGUUCCCAGGCUCCUACUGCAAGGCAGGUAAAAUAUAAGGAGAAAGUUCAAGAAUUGAGGAAGAAGAAGGACACCGGACUGUCAAAGGAGCAGAAAGAAAAGUACAUGGAACAUAGGCAGACCCAUGGAACAACUCGAGAGCCACUCUUGGAGAACAUCACGAGUGAAUACGAUCUUGAGCUAUUUAGAAAAGCCCAAGCAAGAGCGUCUGAGGAUCUGGAGAAGCUGCGCAUGCAAGGUCAAAUCACUGAAGGCAGUAACAUGAUAAAAACCAUUCUGUUUGGUCGCUAUGAGCUGGACACCUGGUACCACUCGCCUUACCCAGAGGAGUACGCCCGGCUCGGCCGCCUCUACGUUUGUGAGUUCUGCCUGAAGUACAUGAAGAGCCAGACCAUCUUGCGCAGACACAUGGCCAAGUGUGUGUGGAAACACCCCCCAGGAGAUGAGGUUUACAGAAAAGGAGCCAUCUCCGUGUUUGAGGUGGAUGGGAAAAAAAACAAGAUCUAUUGCCAGAACCUGUGUUUGCUGGCUAAGCUGUUUCUGGACCAUAAGACACUGUAUUAUGAUGUUGAGCCCUUCCUCUUUUAUGUCAUGACUGAGGCUGACAACACAGGCUGCCAUCUUGUGGGAUAUUUCUCAAAGGAGAAAAACUCCUUCCUGAACUAUAACGUGUCCUGCAUUCUCACCAUGCCACAGUACAUGAGGCAGGGCUAUGGCAAGAUGCUGAUUGAUUUCAGUUAUCUGCUGUCCAAGGUGGAAGAGAAGGUAGGAUCUCCUGAAAGGCCUCUCUCUGACUUGGGGCUCAUCAGCUACCGCAGCUACUGGAAGGAAGUCCUGCUGCGCUACAUGUACAACUUCCAGGGCAAAGAAAUCUCCAUCAAAGAAAUCAGCCAGGAGACUGCUGUGAACCCUGUGGAUAUUGUCAGCACUUUGCAGUCACUGCAGAUGCUGAAGUACUGGAAGGGGAAGCACCUGGUUUUAAAGAGACAGGAUCUGAUCGAUGAUUGGAAAGCAAAAGAGACCAAACGAGGCACCAGCAACAAGACCAUAGAUCCAAGUUCACUGAAAUGGACCCCUCCCAAAGGAACCUAGGAAGUCGCAUUGAAUACUGUCUUUUCUCCCAUUUCAGCCCUCUGCAUACGUCAACGUCUUUUCCAAUGAAUUUAUAGCAUUCAUUGUUAUUUUGGUCUCUGUGUGGCCUUUGAAUUUCUGCCUCUGUAGUAAUUUUUUGUUGUUGUUCUCGUGCAGCUGUAAUUAUUUUACAGAUCCUGUCUUAUGAGCACAUGUUUCAGUGUUUUGCUAUUCAAAGGAUGAUUUUUGACAUUAACUUAAAGAAGAUACACCCAAUCCUUAAAGAUUUCCAACACACCUUAAUACUGUAUUCAGAUGUCACCGAAGACCUUGAUUAACCGGCUCGGCUCUAAUGAAACUGAACUAAAUAACAAUAGGAAUUGGGUUGGGCCAGUCAGUUUCCAAGUAUAGGCGGCACUACAAUGUGUUCAUACAGUUCUCGCACCCAGUUCAACUGAUGAAAGAUUUGAUGAUUAACUGAAUAUUUCAGUCAGGUGUUUUUUUUAUAUCCGGGAUGACACUGUACUGAUAGCUACGCACGACAGGCGCCUCCCAGGACAGGAAUUUGACAUCUAUAUUUUACAUAUCGGGCUUGAUGCUCCUAUUGGUGUCAAUUUCAUUGUAGUGUAAUCAACACACAAACAGUAUUUCAUCUUUUCUAUUUCUCAUCAGUGAGCUCUUUUUUUUUUUUUUUUUUUGGUCAUGCUCAGAUCUCAAAUAAAACAAAACAUUGAAAAGUGCA
Molecule: messenger RNA, 2716 nt
Organism: Neoarius graeffei (lesser salmon catfish)
Lineage: Eukaryota; Metazoa; Chordata; Actinopteri; Siluriformes; Ariidae
Gene: kat7b
Product: K(lysine) acetyltransferase 7b
Exons: 15
Coding region: 190-1995 (601 amino acids)
Biological process (GO): regulation of DNA-templated transcription
Cellular component (GO): nucleus
Molecular function (GO): zinc ion binding; histone acetyltransferase activity
Source: RefSeq, a predicted model, not a curated record